AUGAGUGCUAUCGAAAAUUCUCAUUCUGUACUCCCUCCGAACGUUGAAGUUCCGGCUUCCUCGUCGACAGUCGAUGUGAGAGUAAUCGAUACCAACACACGUCUAUAUCUAAAGCCAGGAGACUUCUGGGAGCCAAUACUGCCAGGAUUUGAGGGGACUAACUCCCCAGUAUACUGCUUCCUCAUCUCCCAUGGUGACCGUCACAUCGUUUUCGACCUUGGUGUGCGUAUUGACUGGGAAAAGGCCCUUCCUCCAAAGAUUGUGCAGCUUGUCAAGGCUACUACCACAGUACAAGGCUGCGAUAAAGACGUCGCAUCUAUGCUGGACAAGGAUACCAGUGGCCUGAAUAUUCGCAGUUCCGAUAUCGAGGCUGUGAUAUGGUCGCACAACCAUUUCGACCACACAGGCGAUCCAUCCCGAUUUCCUUCUCAUACAGAACUCGUUGUCGGACCAGGUGUUAAGGGAAUCUCAUGGCCUGGGUAUCCGUCUAUUCCAGAUCGCUCCGUUCUGGACAGUGAUGCUGCCGGUCGCACUGUUCGCGAAAUCAAUUUCGAAGACUCGGAUCUCAAGAUCGGUCGCUUUGAUGCAUUUGAUUUCUUUGGUGAUGGCUCCUUCUACUUACUCGACGCACCAGGCCAUGCUCCUGGACACAUUUGUGGUUUGGCGCGCACAACAAGUGAUCCACCCACUUUUGUUUUCAUGGGAGCCGAUGCAUGUCACCAUGUUGGUGUGCUACGACCUUCGCAGUAUCUUCAUCUACCUCAGCCUGUACCAAUGGCUCAGAUUAACAGCUUCGGUGGAUGCCCUGGUGAUCUCUUAAUGCAGCUUGCGUCUUGGAAGAGUGCCGAUGAACCCUUCUUUCAGGUGGCAUGUGGACCUCUAUUCUCUGAUCAUGAUGCAGCUAUGAUAACCGUCUCUAAAAUCCAGGAGCUAGAUGGUGAUGUUGAGGAUAAUAUUUUUGUUAUCCUCACACAUGACGAUUCAUUGAGUGAUCAUCUCCCACUAUUCCCCCAGCGUAUAAAUGACUGGCUAGCCCAGAACUUGCGGGAAGAGACGCGAUGGAUCUUCUGCAAAUCAAUGAAAAAUGUUGUACCAUUAUGA
This is a messenger RNA of Penicillium malachiteum, 1101 nucleotides long. Its product is annotated as MBL fold metallo-hydrolase. Lineage: Eukaryota; Fungi; Ascomycota; Eurotiomycetes; Eurotiales; Aspergillaceae. The coding region runs from base 1 to 1101 and encodes 366 amino acids. The transcript has 2 exons. The record is from RefSeq and is a predicted model, not a curated record.